UCAGUGACGUCUGGACUGGAAAUUGUCAACAUCGAGGGCCCGAGUGUGGUCGUGAACGGGUCCCUGCCUCAGCUCGUCCUCGACUGCGAGUAUGACAUCAAGGAGUAUGAUAAGAAAGGUUUGGUAGUGAAGUGGUACUUCAACAGGCAGCCUUUUCCAGUCUACCAGUGGAUACCAACCAACGUGCCUCAGGACCUGGGCAUCUUGAAGGGUCGCCUGAACCUGAACUACGCCGUGUCGGAAGAGGAGUAUACGAAACAUCGCGCCUUGGCCAUUGUCAAGCCCACGACAGAGCUCAGUGGGGAGUACACGUGCUGGAUCUCCUCCUUCGAGAGCGAGGAUUUCAAGAGGAAGAGUCUUAUUGUCUACGCACCUGCCAUGGACAUGUCGAUGACGUAUACGAAGCCUAGUGAGGAGAGUGUAGUGGUGUCCUGUCGGGCGGGAGGCAUCUUCCCAGAGCCAAACAUUGCCAUUUUCAGAAGUACUUCUUCAUCCAGGAGAGAUGUGAUCGAGGGAGCCAAGGUAGAGAGUCAACACUUCCCAGAGCUUGGCUACUUCAACAUCAGCAUCGAUCUGGAGGUCUUCGACUACGAACUCGACCCGGAGACCCUGUUCGAGUGCGUCCUCACCAUACCCGGAACAGAAUACGAACUUCACGAAGAGAUUCUUUACUUUCCUGGGCCCCCAACUACCACCACCAGUUCCACCACCACAACAACCACUUCAACUACCACCACCACCACCACCUCUACCGCUCCUCCUCCUCCUCCUGAGCCUGAAGAGGACGAGGAGGAUGAGGACGAUGAGGAAGACGAAUUUGAUAAUGAUAUUGAUGAUGAUAUUGAAAUUGAGGAAGUGGGAACAAAGCCCCAUGUUGCAGAGAGUGUAUCUGGUGGAGACAUUGUUGCCAUAUCAAGCCUAACGCUCUUCUCACUACUGCUCUCACUCCAGUAUUACUUCUGGCAACACUGAAGGAGGCGUGAUGUAUGUUUCCUGUGGCCAGCCUCGCCCCUCCACACACACCCACUCUCCUUGUUGCUCCCCAGUGUGGCUAUGGCGCGUCCAACUGAUCUACACCCGCCUCUCUCUCAUCCGGAUUCUGCGAGAUCAUUGAAAAAACUUAAAAAUAUUCGGAUAGAGACACUGAUGCGUGCAGACUGUCUUGUGAGACGUGUCGAAAUGAAGACUUGUUUUGUUAAAACGUUUUAAGACAGACUUUUUGUCUUGGUAGUUUUGCAUAAGGAGGGAAGGAUCUCUGCCUUUUGCCUGCUGUUGGAAUGACCCAAGGAAAUAUUUCAUCUCUUUGUUUUCAAUGGAACCAACAAUUUGACUUUGUCAUGACUUUUCUGUCGCCAGGCGCCCACAAUCCCGCUAUCGUCCCUGUUCAUCUUCAUCUCUCACGUGAUAUAUCCGAUAUGUGCGUCCUAUGUCCUGCCUUCCUUCCCCCCCUCCGCCCCCACCUCCUCCCAAGAUGAUUCUAUUCAAGUGUGACCUACAAGACGAGUAGACUUCCACUACAAGACGCUCCCUGUCAGCCUCCAGUUGUUGUUUAGACGUAAAGUCCACCGCUUAGAAAGAGACUUUGUGAUGAAAUUUUACAGUAUCAGUUUUUAUUCCUAGUUUGGAACAGUUUUCUGAGACACUACUAUGAUUCCUUUUUAGAAUUUACAUGCAUAUUUUUUUGUAAGUACUUUAUACAUAUAUGUAUACUCUUUUUUGCAACCCAUCGACCAUGCUACGUAUGGAAUUUGUGUAGAACAAAAAUGAAAAUCUUCGUAAAUGCAAAGUUUAAAAGCAGAUUUUUCUGACUUCUUGUUGCUGAAUACUCAUAGGUACAUUUACAGGGAAAGCCAUAUGUUAAGCGCUUUACGUCAUUACUUGAAGCUUUUCUGAUAUAAUAAGUAUAAGAGAAAGCAAAUAUAUUUCCCCCCCCCCUCCAUGCAAAUAUAUAACUGGAAAAUAUAUAUAUAUCGUAUGUAUCUGCUGACUGAUACUCAUAGUAUGGCAGAUGUUGUAUUGAAAUGAAAGUUAGCAUCCUCUAUCUGCUUCCCUCCCUCCCCCGUUCCAUUUUCUUCCCCCUUCCCAUUCUCCUCUUCCACUAAACCCCGCCUUACGAGCCUUACCACGUUACUGGUAGUCGAUAUCAAUGUGAUUGAACAUUGACUGAAAUUUUUCAUGGCAAUCGGGGCUCAUUUACGGAGCGAUCAAUCACCAGGCGCAAUCACCUUAGGAACGCGAGUCCUGAGCAAUGCUCCCGUCAUUUUUGAUAGAAAGGAAUGAUCUUAAAGUGCAAGAUGAAUCCACUUAUUUUUGGACAGAUUUGCUUUAACAUCCUAUGUCAUCAAAACCAGUAAACUGUUUUAGUUUAGGCGUACCCCGAUGCGUGGCAUGAUUGACAAUUGAUUAUUCUAGUGCGCAAAACGACUAUUAGCAGCCGUAUACCAUGUUUCAGAAAUGAAGGCGUUUAAGCUACACUUUGGGAUAGGGGUUACGUUACCUUGCGAUCAUUUCGGGGCUUAGCGACCCCGCGGCCCGGUCCUCCACUAGGCCUCCGAAUGGUCACAUAAGUCAAGGUCACUUAGACCUAUGAUUCAAAUUAAAUUAAAGUGAUGAGAAAAAGUAAACAGAACAAGAUGGUUUAAGUCAACAGUGUCCACUGUAAGGGUUUGUUAAGUAUGGUGUCUCCCCACCAGUCUGUUUCCUACUCCUUGGUGUCAUCUCAAAGAUUCCUCAACUCUAAUCUACCAAUCUCUGACCCCGAACCUGAUCUGCCAAACCAGUUUCCGCGACAACAAUGUGCGUCUUCCCAGUGUUAAAUGUUGUAUUUCUUUUUAGUUUUGCUUGUCCUCCCUACCUUGAGUGUUUCCUCUGAGCUUCUGUUUGUUUUGUCUAAUCUUGUGUAUUUCUAGUCCUUUAUUAGAGCUCUCACUUGUGGUUUGUUCGCAUGAAAAGACAAUCAGAGUUUUCCUAGCAUACGUCGCCAGCUUUUGUAACAUUUUGGUCUUAAUCAUUAAGAUUUACUGAAUUUACUGUCUGAAGUUCUAUUCAAUAUGCCAAUAGUAUUUUUUUUUUAAUAGAUGAGUGUUCGAAAUUGUUCGAAGUAUAUGAUUCUCCCGAAGAAUUAAAAAGUACCUUUCCAUUCAGGCAGUAAUUUGGAGGUUGAAUAACAUUACGUAUUACCAUGUUCCCCUUAAUUUAAGAUUUUAUAAUACUCUAAUGGUGCUAUUAAUUUUAGCUCCCGUUUUCUUUGCUCUGGUAACAUUUCUUGCAUCGUUUGAUGAUUUUUACCCGAAUGCAAGUAUACGAAUUGCAAGAUAAUACUAGCACUACACCAUUCUCCCCCUCCCCCCCCCCUUACUCCCCACCAUUACAACCCCUUCCCCUCACUACCGUCGCAUUCCCACCCCCCCUUCCCCCUUACCUCGACAUGACCCAUCUCCCCCUUUUCCCCCCUUAACCAUGAACUAACUCCUCAGGCGCACGUCAAUUAGAGGCCUAGUUAACCCACAGUUAGGCGCUCUAGAAUCACAGGAAAAAAGGUUAUCAUGUAUAACCAAACUCGAUUACGGGCUCACCAUAGCCCGUGCUACAUGGACACUUCGUCCUGAGUAACUAAAUCUUUAACAACAACAACAACAACAACCUCUCUAGAAUGAGGUCAGCUUUGCGCUCCUUGUUUUGUGCCUUUUUUUUAUUUUUGUUAGCUAGGAAUCCUGAUUUCCGCAUUUAGAUUCAUGUAAGGAACUUUGAUUCUAAUAUUUUGUAUUAUUUUGGAUAGCUACAGGCGUCUUGGGGUACAAUUCUUAAACUGGCUGUGUGUGUGUGUGUGUGUGUGUGUGUGUGUGUGUGUGUGUGUGUGUGUGUGUGUGUGUGUGUGUGUGUGUGUGUGUGUGUGUGUGUGUGUUUCCCAUACACGAGGUUAAACACUGCUUAAACUAGAACUUUGAUAACCAUAAAGUCUCUGAUAACAAAAAUGUACGAUAGGUGUCACCAGCAUCAUGUAAUUGUUCAUUUGACUUAAAACAAAAAAAACAAAAACACUCGUCUAUUGAUAACGAGUCAACUGGCAUCUCUCAUUCGUUAUAUGAACUAGGCGUUUCUCACGCUUAGCGAACUUCACUAAUCUCAUCAUAUGAAGUAUGAUAUUUAACGUAAACUUCCUUCCCUACCUCCUUCCCCCUCCCUCAAACAAAAAAAAUAUGUACAUAAUACUGAUGAUGUGUGUGUAAAGUUUUGUACGUAAAUUGUAAAUACUUAAAAAAAAAGUUAUAAUAGAUGUAUGUGUAUUGAGAUAUUUCUAGGCCUACAGCCUUAUUGCGCCACUAGAAGUGAUAGGCCUUGUUCCUCAUCAUCAUUACAUCAUUAUUACUUUUAUUAUUUAUAAUUAUCAUAAAUAAUAUUGUGAAGAAUAAAUAAAAACUUAUGUUCAAGAUCCAUCAAUUCUGACAUCUGUUCAAAAAUCACUAUGGUAAUUUAAUUUUUUCCUCCCCUUCACAUUAUAUACGAAAAAUUUACGAAAAAUUCAUUGGAGCAGGACUGCGGGAUCGAACCAGCGUACUUUGUCACCCCAGACUCAUGUCAUAACCCACGAACCACAUUAUGCUAAAAAAUUGUAUAAACUGAAUUCGGUACCAGUCACGUGGAGUCCACGUUAUCUAACUUUUAGCACAUCGUUCUCCAUUAGGGAUUUACAGCGUGUGUUUGUGUCUGAGGAGACCCAAGACGUCGAUUCGAUCCCACAGCCCUGCUCCAGAGAUUCUCAGAUAUACCCCUUUUUGUGUAUCACAAUUUUAUAUUGAUGAAAACCUCACUCCUAAUGUUUUAUUCCAUCAGACAUGUUAACAUGUGCUAGUCAUCGAGUCAGUACUCUUGAGUGAAGAGUUAGAGAGCGAAGCUGUCUUCCUCUUCCUCCCCCAGGCCGCCACUGCUCUCAGAACUAGCGAGUAUUUCCCAGCCUAGAUGAAUAUUAAUGCAGAGGUUGACCUGGGGUAGAGAGGGGGAGGGGAAAGCUUCGCUCUCUCUCUCAUUUUCACCGCGUCGCCUAUUAUUGCUAGUGUACAGGGUGUGUACUAUAUUGUUUGACAUUAAAAUGUUUAUAAUAAUAA
Messenger RNA from Procambarus clarkii (red swamp crayfish), 5105 nucleotides. The record is from RefSeq and is a predicted model, not a curated record. NCBI's taxonomy places the organism in Eukaryota, Metazoa, Arthropoda, Malacostraca, Decapoda, Cambaridae.